CCGUGAAGUUGCAGAAGCAGCGGACAUCGUCGUCGUCCACUUCGCAGGGUUCUGGUGUGGUCUCAGAGACGCACAGCAUUGGCAGCAGCAGAAGCAGCAGCAAGCAGGGCGCGCGCACCUGGGAAGAGAGCGGAGGAAUGGCUUCACAUCUGUCCUCAUUCCAAACAGGGAGGCUUCAUCAGGCCAGACUGCUCUCUGUGUGCCUUGUUGGUCAUGCCCUUAUACCCUGAGCCAUGCCCCAAAGCCAGGCCAGGUCACUGGUGCAUCCUUGAGGACCAAGAUGUGAGUAUAGCUCAGUGUUGAAUACACUGACUCUGCAGUUAGACAGCCAGGCUUGGAAUCCCAGCUCUACCACUGAGGUUGUAAGAUUUGGGCAAGUUUCUGGGCCUCAGAUUUCUGCGCUCCUGCUUUGUAAAAUGGACCUAAUGGUAGUACCUGUCUAUGACUACAGAGCCACAUCUAUUAGAGUACUCCUGAUUGUUAUGUUCUUCAUUAAAGCCUCUGCAUUCAGAAGACUCAGGCCACUGAAGCCUGGCUCCUUAGCAAACCCCAUCAUUUUGGGGAAAGCACUUUGUGGUGCAAAUGAAGAGGGGCAAUGAUGGUUUGCAAAGAUCCCCAACUCACACCUUGAUUCAACAAAUAUCUAUCAUUUGUCUACCAAAUGUCAGGGCUGGUACAAAACCCGGGGAUGCAGACAUGGUCAUCACACAGUCCCUCAAGUACUCCAGGAACUGGAAGAGGCAAACACAGACCCAGAGCUACAGUCCAUAGAGAAGAGGACUCAGAGGGGAGAAACCAAGGACUUGUGGGAGCUGUGGAGAAAGGAACACACUGCGGAAGGCGCGGAGGGAACAGCAGCUGAUCAGUAAGAGACUGCUGAGAGACGACGCGUCGGAGGAAGCCGAAGGGGGAUGUGUGGCCAUGAUCCUUGGGGAAACUGAGAUCCAGCAUUUCCUACGAUUAGCACAGCAGGGGACAGAAGAAAAGGAGAGAGAGAGGGCUCUGGUCAGCCUUCGUCGAGGCUUGCAGCACCCUGAGACGCAGCAGACCUUCAUCUGGCUGGAGGGCAGCAUGCGGACCUUGGUCGGGCUUCUGACCAGCAACCAAGCCCUGUUGCAGCUUGAGGCCGCUCGGUGCCUUCAUGAGCUCUCUCAUUCUGAACAGUCUGCGGUGGCUGAGGCCUGCCUGCCAGCCACUUCCUACCUUCUCACCUACCUCUCCGGUCACAGCUCAGACUUUAUAGAGCUCUGUCUGUAUACACUGGGUAACCUGAUUGUGGAGAGUGAGGCUGUGAGAAGGCAGCUCCUGCCACAGGGCAUUGUUCCAGCCUUGGCUGCCUGCAUCCAGUCCCCCCAUCUGACUGUGCUGGAAGCCCUUGGAUAUGCCUUAUCCCAGCUUCUGCAAGUUAAGGAAGCUCCAGAGAUGAUCAUCCCCUCCGUCUUGGGCUCCACUCUCCCUGAGCACAUCCUGCGACUGUUGCAACCUGGUCCAAAGCUGAACCUUGGGGUUGCUGUGGAGUUUGCCUGGUGUCUGCACUAUAUCAUCUGCAGCCAGGUCGACAAUACCCUGCUUAUCUCCCAUGGGGGUCUGUCCACUCUGGGGUUGCUGCUAUUGGACAUGGCUGGAGCUGUCCAGAGAACAGAGGAUACAGGACUGGAGCUGCUGGCAUGUCCUGUGCUUCGGUGUCUAAGCAACUUGCUAACAGAAGCAGCAAUGGAGGUUGUGGGAGGGCAAAAUCAGCUUGAAGACGAGCGUGUUGUGGCUGCCUUAUUUAUCCUUCUGCAGUUCUUCCUUCAGAAACAGCCCAGCCUACUUCCUGAGGGCCUCUGGCUCCUUAACAACCUCACUGCAAACAGUCCUAGUUUCUGUACCUCCUUGCUCUCCAUGGAUCUGAUUGAGCCCCUCUUGCAGUUGUUGCCAGUUUCUAACGUGGUGAGCAUAUUGGUCCUCACAGUUCUGUGCAACGUGGCAGAGAAGGGUCCUGCUUACUGCCAACGUCUGUGGCCAGGGCCCUUGCUCUCCUGCUUGAUUGGUACACUGGCCUUCCCUGACAUUGAGGUAGUAGGCCAGAGUUUAGAGCUGCUGCAAUUGCUGUUCCUCUACCAGCCAGAGGCUGCUAAGGAUUUUCUGCAGCAAUCAGGGCUGCAGGUUCUGGAAAGGCACCAGGAGGAGGCCCAGCUCCAGGAUCGUGUGCAUGCUCUCCAGCAGACAGCUCUUCACCAGUGACCUUUUUGAUGUCAUUCUACUCAUCACCACCACCCUACCCUUGCCCCAACUUUCUUGCCUAUGGAUCCCCCUUUGAGGUUUUAGAACCGUAAUGGUAUCUCCUGCUCUCUGCUCCUGUGUCUAAGCCAAGACUUUCAAAGCUCAGCUCUUCUUUGACCCAGAACUGUCCAUAUAGGACCAAAGGGGACUUGAUGUGGGCCUGGAAUCAUCCCCCCCCCCCCCCGCCAUUAGCAGCUCGUGGUUUUUAAAGGGACAGAAUAAAGUUUUAUUUUUACAUUAAACUGGUUUGUCCCAGUGGUUGCACAGUAAGGGGUGGAGGGGAAAAUAAGGGCAUCCAGAGAUGGUAUUUUUCAGCACAAGCUUUAUAAAUAACAGAAGAACACAUUUUCCCCACAUUUUACUCAGUCCAGCAUAGUCCAAGCUUUGGGGCUGUUGCUCUUAACAAUCAGUGGAGGCUUCACCUUCAGGCUUUGCCACUUAGCACAUUCUCAAUGGCUCUGGUUACUUGAUCAGCACUGAAGUUAUUCAAAGAGACAUUCUUCUCUUGGCCAAAUGCUGAGGAGACAGAGAAGUAAUUAAAUAUCCAAUAUGCACUGAGGGGGUACUAAGAUAUUAAUAAAAGGUCUUUGUCUUUAACUUACAGUUUUGUGAGAAUAGGAAAAGUAAUGAGAUAUCACCAAGAUGUAUUUGGGAUGCCUAGAAUUUAUCCAUUGGGUGUCAAACACCUCUAGGAAGCACAGGUCUGACUAGAAUUUUGGCUGAUUCUGGGUGGCCACAAUGGGAAGGAAGGUGUUUCGGGGCAGUUUUUAGGGGCCUGGUAGGUAUUUACUAUUGAGCACAGUUUGCAUGGGCCUAGCCUUGGCUAGGUGCCAAGUCUAUGGCUCCCAUAGUCCUAGUAUAAUACACUCAUCUGUAUCCAUCUCCUCUAGUCUAUUGACUUUUUACUCCCCAUUUAAAAAAAAUAUUUAUUUUGAGGGAGAGAGAGACAUAGUGUGAGCAGCAGAGGGGCAGAGAGAGAGGGAGACAUAGAAUCUGAAGCAGGCUCUAGGCUGUGAGCUGUCAGCACAGAGCCCAAGUGGGGCUCAAACUCACCAACUGUGAGAUCAUGACCUGAGCCAAAGUCAGAUGCUUAACCAACUGAACCACCAAGGCGCUCCCUCCCCAGUUUUUAAUAACAGUGCAGUUACCCACUGUUAGAACCAGUCUACCUUAAGUGUGAUUUUAUUUUCUCCUGUCAUUCCUAGGCAAAGGUGUAGUUAAAAACUGUGACCACAAUACCAUUAUUCAGUAAGUCUUAUAGGUACUGUGUGCCUGCUAUGUGUCAAGCAAUUUAAUUUUCAGAUUAUGGAAAACUUAAAUUGGGAAUAUGAGCAAAAGGUGCUAAGGGCAUUGUUACAUAACUUGCCAGGGAAUUCCUUAUUGAGGAGGUGAUACACAUAUUCAGACCUGAAUAACAACCACCUGAAUUACAACUAGCUAGCCAUACAAAUGUGGUAGAAGUGCAUCCUAAAAAGGGGGAACAUGUGUAAAAGGCUCAACUCUGUUGUAUCCUAGCUGCAUAACCUUAGUUAUGUUCCAUAAAAAAAAUUUUUUUUGGUAAGCUCCACACCCAAUGUUGGGCCUGAACUCAACCCCCACAUCAAGAGUCACAUGCUCUUUUGACUGAACCAGCCAGGUGACCCUGCUGCAUCAAAAUUUUUAUUCAUCCUUCUCAUCUCUACAAUGAGAAAAAAACCAAACACCCCCUCAUAUGAUUAAUGAAGAUUAAAUGAGAUUUAGGCAAGAAAGCACUCAACACACCUUAGCAUUAAUUACUCAACAGAAUCAUCUUAAGUUUUUGUUACUGAGAUUCUCACACUACCAAGCGUAGCACUGUCCGCACCUAAUGUGUAAGGACCCACAUCGAUGGUAAUUGACUAGCAUCUCUUCUUCCCCAUCUGAACCCCGUUCUGAAUUAUGAAAACAGCUCUUGGAAUUUACGCAGUACCGGGCCCGUCUCCACACCUAUGCUACUAGAGACAGGAAACUUCCUGUAACCGUGCAAAUGUGAAUUUAUCUGAAACAACCGCAAAAGCAAGGACGAAGUCCGAGUUCCAGUCUCCCUACAGAUUUCUGCUUGACCCCUGGAUGACUCUGUCUCUUCAAACCAUUGUUCUACCGAGCUCCUAGACCGCCCGCUUCCCCCGCUCACCGUAACGGGCCCAGAGCUUGGGCUGCACAUCGGAACACUCGCGGAUUAGGAUUGGCAGGUCAGGGUUCGCCUUCUUCAGCUCCACAUAGUGUUUCUCGAUAAAUUCCCUGUGGGGGGGGGGGGGGGCGGGAGAGAGCUGUGCGUGCUAUCUACGCGCCGGCCUCCCCAGACACCCGGGAGACAGAGGUCAUGACCUGGGAACCCCGAAGCUUACCGGCCCCACUACCUUGCGCCUCACCUGACGCCCUGACUGCCAGGCGAGCGCUGGCACAAGUGGACGCGAAUUUCACGCAGGCCCAGUUUUGCCCGAAUUCCGCGACUGGCUACAGCCGCCGCCAUCUCCGCUAGCGCUUAACUCCCCGCCCUAGGACUUCCGGUCAUGUUCUCUAAUCCGACCAAUCGCGGACCCUCCAGUUCCCGCGAUAUUUAGAUGACGCAGGGGGGCAGGCUAAAGUUUAGCCAAUGCCUUAAAAGCAUUGCCAAGGAAACGUUCCGGUUUUUGUCCAAUUUCUGGGCUAGCUGGCGGUGGCGGAAAGGUUGCGGAGCGCAAAGCACUGUGGGCUGUUCCUGAGGUGCAUUGUGGGAAAAAGCUUGUCGCUGCUGUGUUGUCGCUGGAGCUUUAGUCAUUGGUGGCGUUGAAACACCGCAGUCGAAAUGCCAGAGCGAGACAGUGAGCCUUUCUCCAACCCCUUGGCUCCAGAUGGCCACGAUGUGGACGAUCCUCACUCCUUCCACCAG
Acinonyx jubatus (cheetah) is the source of this 5155-nucleotide messenger RNA. It is a transcript of the gene TMCO6, whose product is annotated as transmembrane and coiled-coil domains 6. The transcript is spliced from 14 exons. The record is from RefSeq and is a predicted model, not a curated record. NCBI's taxonomy places the organism in Eukaryota, Metazoa, Chordata, Mammalia, Carnivora, Felidae. Bases 922 to 2226 code for a protein of 434 amino acids. Gene Ontology annotation, biological process: protein import into nucleus. Gene Ontology annotation, molecular function: nuclear import signal receptor activity; protein binding.